UUUGAACAAAUUCAAUGGCAGGUUCUCUUCCCCCGUACAACACUACAAAUGGACUUGCAUUAUUUUAUUUUAUUACAAUAUUCAAGAUUUAUGAUAUCAAGAUGGAGAUUGACCACUUGAAUGGAAUUAACGCAAUUGGUGUGAGUAAUGAGGCUAAUGUUGAUGUACCAAUGGCAAACAGUGCUACUAAGUUACAUAACAACAAUGGUGAAGCAAAUGAUGGACUUGUGAGGGUUCGGAAAGAUGUAGUGAACAAAUGGGGAACUACUAUUCUUGGUGGGAAAGACACUUACAUGAGAUGUGCAACCCACAUCAUAAACCUAGUUGUUGGUGAGGGUACCAAAGAGAAAGAGAUGAACAAGUUUGCAACUGCUAUUAGGGCUGUAGUCAACUAUGUUAGGCAAAGUCCUAUGAGGUUAAAGAGAUUUAAGGAGGCUUGUGAGUGGGCAGAAAUUGAAUCCAAGAAUCUGUUGUGUUUGGACGUCCAAACAAGGUGGAAUUCACUUUAUUUGAUGUUGGACACUGCUAAGAGGUUUGAGGAAGCUUUUGAGAAGGAGAUGAACAUGAACAUCUUCUUUGCAAUGGUGUUGGAUCCAAGGUAUAAGAUAGAUUAUUCGGAAUAUCUAAUGUUAAAGAUGUAUGGUCAUAAACUUGAUGGUAAACCUGAUAAUGAUGGGCCCUUUUAUGUUGCCAUGGUCAAACGUGAGAUGGGAAUGUUGUUUGAAGAAUACAAGAGGUUGAAUUCCUCUACUGUGAAAUUAAGUGACUGUCAAUCAUUUGAUAAACAAGGAAGCAGCUCUACCUCUACAACCAAUAUCCAAAGUGUGGCAGAUUCGAAAAAUAGAGUGCAAACAUCCCAAGUGAGGUUUGAUUACAAGAAGUUUAAAGCUAUCAAUGGUAGAAGAACAAAAAAACCAGAGCUGGAGAAGUACUUGGUAGAAGACCUCGGGGAUGAGAACGAAGAUAUUGAUGUUCUUUAGUGAUGGAAGAUGAAUGAGCAUAGAUUUCCAAUGUUAUCAACCAUGGCAAGAGAUGUCUUGGCAAUCCCAAUAUCUACUGUUGCUUCUGAAUCAGCAUUCAAUACUGGAGGCAAGGUCCUUAUUGCUUUUUUAUCAUCAUUGACUCCAAGAAUGGCACAAGCUCUCAUUUGUGCACAAGAUUGGUUGAGAGAUAAGGCUGUUUCUAAUAUGGAGGAGGAUUUGAACAAAUUGAACAGUUUAGA
This is a messenger RNA of Rubroshorea leprosula, 1222 nucleotides long. The record is from the annotation of a GenBank genome assembly. Lineage: Eukaryota; Viridiplantae; Streptophyta; Magnoliopsida; Malvales; Dipterocarpaceae.